Molecule: messenger RNA, 2148 nt
Organism: Aegilops tauschii subsp. strangulata
Lineage: Eukaryota; Viridiplantae; Streptophyta; Magnoliopsida; Poales; Poaceae
Product: putative disease resistance RPP13-like protein 3
Biological process (GO): defense response to other organism
Molecular function (GO): ADP binding
Source: RefSeq, a predicted model, not a curated record
AUGGCGAUCUCUGUGACAGGAAAGAGUGGUGUCGGCAAGACAAAGCUGGUGAAGGAGAGAUACGAGAGACACUCAACAAAGCGUUAUUUUGACAUAAAGGCAUGGGUGACAUGUGCACCCAAUCUCAAUGCCUCCAACCUCAUGAAGCUAAUUCUUCCGCGUUUGAUAGGAGGCUCUGUUAAGUGGUCCACAGAUGAUGAUCUCAGGACAAUGCUGCAGAAGGUGUUGAAAAACAAGAAGUACCUGUUGGUUAUAGAUGCUGAAGUCAGCAGCACGGAGUGGAACAUCAUGAUAGACUACCUCCCAACGGACAACGUCAACAGCAGAGUAGUGAGAAUCACACAAGCGGCCGAUUUGGAAUCGCCUCCACCCUACUUUGAAGAGGAAAAUAUUGAGCUUCAUCACUUUGAAGAACAAGAUAUAACUGUAGAGUUGUUCCUGGCAACACUCUUCAUGAGCGACAAAGAGAAGCAUUGUGGCGAUCUGGUCAUGGAGGCUGUCAAAACAAACCAUGCCAAGUUCAUCUUCGAUGUCACUGGUGGUCUACCACUAGCGGUUGUGCUCUUGUCCGGCCUUCUACGGACCAAGGAGUACCCUGGAGAAUGGUGGAAGGUGUUCAAGCACCUCGAGGGCAACUCCAAUGAACGGAAGCGUCUGGACAACAUAUUGUCGAUGUGCUUCGAUGAUCUCCCACAUGGCCUCAAGUCUUGCUUCCUCUACUUUGUCGGCUUCCCGGCGAGCACACUUGUCAAGGCACGCUCUUUGGUGUGCAUGUGGAUGGCAGAGGGGUUCUUGAGACCAAAAGAGGGCAAGACAAUGGAGAAGGUGGGUGAGCGCUACUUGCAUGAGCUGAUCCAUAGGCGCCUCAUGAACCUUCCACCAUUGGAGAAUGCCGCUCCUGGAGAUGAACGGGUAACCGUCCAAACUAGAGUCCAUGACUUCUUGGUGCUCGAGGCGCAAGAGGCAAACUUCAUGGAGAUCCAUAGUGGUGAUGAUGUGCCAACACUGUCCACUGCUCGCCGCCUUUCCUUGCAGAAUCACAUGGACAAGUAUGCUGAUCUUGCUGAGCCUUUGCCCAAGUUGCGGUCCAUCAUGUCCAACUUUGAGAAAGAGUCCCAAGGCGGUGCCGAGACCAAGAAAGAUAUCAAGACCAAUGUUGGGGCUUGUAUCCCCUUCCCUCGCAAGGCCCAUGCCCACUCAAAUGAUGUCAUGCAGAAGCUCCUACAAGGAUCCAAGUUCCUUCGUGUCAUCUUCCUAGAUGGCCUCGAGAUCGGCAAAAAGUUGCCCCCAGAAAUCAGUAAUGUGAAGCACCUGCAUUACCUUGGCAUCACCUCCUGCUCCAUCGACGAGAUACCAUCAUCAGUCGGGAACCUCACACAUCUAGAAACGCUAGAUGUUCGGGGUACCUCUGUCACUAGACUUCCCAGGGAGUUCCGGAGGAUUCCAACACUGCGACAUGUGUUUGGAUCCAUCAUCUUGCCCAGGCGAGUCGGCAACCUAGAGCAACUACAGACACUACAAGAAGUAAAGCCCGAUGAAGAUGGUGGUGUCUGGGAUACAACAACCUUCGCCUGCAUGAAGCAUCUUCAGUCCUUGUACAUUUGGAACCUCCCCGACAAAAAUGCCCAGGCUGUCUUGGCAGCUAUCUAUGAAGUCAAGUACCUCGUGCUCCUAAGCAUUGAAGGCAAGGUAAUUUCCCUGGAGUUGUUCACUUUCUCCAACUUUACACGCCUUCAGGUGAUGAUUCUGAAAGGGAAGAUCGAGCCACCAUUAAACGACAGUAACCCGUUAUACUUCCGGAAAUUCUCAACUCUGACAAAGUUGUCUCUGAAUAAGACCAAGGUGUCGCAAUACUUCAUCAACAAACUAAGUGUUGAGCUUCCUCUUCUUGCCUCUCUAGCUCUACUCCCCGAGUCCUACGAGGAGCGAUGUCUUGCCUUCAAGGAUGGGUUUCAGAGUCUCAAAGAACUAAAGCUAGACCUAGACAUGUGUGUGGAGGAAAUUGUGAUAGAGGACCCAGCAUGUCCAUGUCUAGAGAAGUUGGAGAUUACCAACUACUCAAAGGGUCUUCAUCUCAAGGUCCGACACAAUAUUGAGAAAAUAAUCAAACACCAAGAUUACUAUCUCUAUAAAAAGAUGAAAAUAUGA